CUGCAUGGACGUGUGGUUCAGUCAACGUGUGUGGAUAAACACGGGCUCUGAAAGUACCUGAUGUAGAGAGGAGUGCGCGGCCUUUUCCAGUAUGGUGAAGUGCGCGGUUCAGGGAUGCCAGAACCAGAGUGACCUGAAGCCGGGCGAGAUGCACACUCGGCCCCGAAAGCGCUUCUUCAGCUUCCCCGCCGAUAAGGGCCGCGUGAAAGUGUGGCUGGCCGCCCUGCGGGAGUCCGAGCGCUUCGCCACCGACCACUGCCAAAUCUGCGAGGACCACUUUCUGCCCGAGCACAUUACAGCCUCCGGAAUACACCCUGAGGCCAUCCCCAUCACUCCUCCGUUAGAGGGGGCUCUGGCGACCUCCUCUGAUGAACACGGAGAGCUAUCAGACCCGGCUGAAGUGGUGACUGAAAUUCCAGCAGAUGAUGAGGUUGAUGAUGACUAUGAUGAUGUUGAGGAUGACGACGACGAUGAUGAAUGUUAUGAAGAAGAUGAGGAAGAUGAGGAGGAGGAGGAUGACUAUGAUUACACUGAGGAAGGCCCAUCGUGUAUGGAUGAUGAAGCUGAGAGGGAAUGGCUUGCCAGACUCCAGGACAAUCUCAGCAAUUCCACAGAACAGAAACGUGUUCGUACCAGACCAGGAUACUCUUACCGCUCUGAGGUAACACUAGGGCGGCUAACCAAGCGCUUCAUGGAUCUUCUUCACUCAGCACCAGAAGGGAUUCUUGACCUUAACGAGGCAACACAAAAAUUAGGCACACGCAAGAGGCGGGUCUACGACAUCACCAACGUGCUGGAUGGUAUUAAACUCAUCACAAAGAAGUCAAAAAAUAAGAUCCAGUGGGUGGGCCCAACUCCAAUCAGCUGCUUUAAAGGCCAGUGGAAGAGCAAGGUGAAAGUUGAUCUGAUAAACCUGAAGACUAUGGAGGAGGCUUUAGAUUGGCUCAUCAAAGACUGUGCUCAGCAGCUCUUUACGCUGACAGACCUCAAGGGCAAUGCUGAUUCAGCUUAUGUGACAUAUGAAGACAUCUGUCAGCUUGGAGUCUUUCAGGAUCAGACUGUGAUAGCCAUCAAGGCUCCUGAGGAGACCAAGCUGGAGGUUCCAACACCCACUGAGGACUCUAUUCAGAUCCACCUGAAGGGCUGCAGAGGACCCAUCCAUGUGCUGACGUGCGACAUAGGUGGGCCAGGUAGUAUUGUGGAGCCAGUUGGCACUACUCCGGAGCAGCUUAAAAAAGGCUGUUUCCUUACGUUGGAGGAAAGCAGGAUACAGACUACACCACUCCUCACAGAUCUGACCACACCCUCUGCCGUGAGGAGUGCAUAAGGACCAACUUAUACAGCUCAAUUCCAUUGAACAGCCUACUUGUCUCAAAGGACUAUGCAGCACUGCAACAUUGAAAUGUUAUUACUUUGUUACCAUGAGAAUCGCUUGAAGAACGUCGGCUGUAAAAAGGUUAAAAUAUGGUGGUAGGACCAUGACGAGUUAUAAGCUUUAUUUUUUAUAUGCAUUAAUCUGAUCUCACUGAAGUCAUUCCCUGUCAGUUUUUUAAAAUGGUACAUCUUCUUUUUUGUUCAUCUGUUUGUACUGUUACCAACAUUACAACCAAAAUCAGUUUUCUCCUUGCUGAGGUAAAGGAAAUGUACAAAAAGAUAACCAUGUUAUAAAGAACCUAGUAAUAAUGGAUGCAAAAGGAUAGCUGAAGGUUUGUAAAAUAAGAAAUCCUUAUUUUUACACUGAAGAGCUUACCAUGACUGAUCAAAAGCAACAUUAAGACGCACAUUUACUUGACGCAGAAACAUUGUCCAUAGUGAAUAAUGACAACGUGUUCUCUGCUGGCGUUUGUAACUGUAAAUAUUACUCAUAGUAUUACUUGUAUCUGAGGCAAACUCAUAAUUUUUCUCACAAAAUAUAUUUUCAGAAAAUAAAAUAAAACAACACUUGUUCAAAAAACAAUGUAAAAUAU
Molecule: messenger RNA, 1967 nt
Organism: Colossoma macropomum (tambaqui)
Lineage: Eukaryota; Metazoa; Chordata; Actinopteri; Characiformes; Serrasalmidae
Gene: e2f6
Exons: 8
Coding region: 92-1327 (411 amino acids)
Biological process (GO): regulation of transcription by RNA polymerase II
Cellular component (GO): RNA polymerase II transcription regulator complex
Molecular function (GO): protein dimerization activity; RNA polymerase II cis-regulatory region sequence-specific DNA binding; DNA-binding transcription factor activity, RNA polymerase II-specific
Source: RefSeq, a predicted model, not a curated record